Molecule: messenger RNA, 3954 nt
Organism: Talpa occidentalis (Iberian mole)
Lineage: Eukaryota; Metazoa; Chordata; Mammalia; Eulipotyphla; Talpidae
Gene: SLC16A1
Product: solute carrier family 16 member 1
Exons: 5
Coding region: 143-1624 (493 amino acids)
Biological process (GO): monocarboxylic acid transport; transmembrane transport
Cellular component (GO): membrane
Molecular function (GO): monocarboxylic acid transmembrane transporter activity
Source: RefSeq, a predicted model, not a curated record
CGCCGCCGCCGGGGAGCCGGCCGCGCAGCCAGUGACCUUGGGGAAGUCGCUUCCCUCCUCGAGUCGAGUAGGCGUCUCAAGAGAUGCUUUUGAUCAGGAUAUUUGGAUUUGAACUGUAUUUUAGAAUUCAUCUACACUUAAAAUGCCCCCAGCAGUUGGAGGUCCAGUUGGAUACACCCCCCCAGAUGGAGGAUGGGGCUGGGCAGUGAUAGUUGGAGCUUUCAUUUCCAUUGGCUUCUCUUACGCAUUUGCCAAAUCUAUUACUGUGUUCUUCAAAGAAAUUGAAGAGAUAUUCAAUGCUACAAGUAGUGAAGUGUCUUGGAUAUCCUCUACUAUGCUGGCUGUCAUGUAUGCCGGAGGUCCCAUCAGCAGUGUCCUGGUGAAUAAAUACGGCAGUCGUCCCAUCAUGAUGGCUGGUGGAUGCUUGUCAGGCUGUGGCUUGAUUGCAGCUUCUUUCUGUAACACUGUACAGGGACUUUAUGUGUGUGUCGGAGUCAUUGGAGGCCUUGGGCUUGCCUUCAACUUGAAUCCUGCUCUGACCAUGAUUGGCAAGUAUUUCUACAAAAAACGACCACUGGCAAAUGGACUGGCUAUGGCAGGCAGCCCCGUGUUCCUCUCUACCCUGGCCCCCCUCAAUCAGGUUCUCUUUAAUGUCUUUGGCUGGAGAGGAAGCUUCCUCAUCCUUGGGGGCUUACUACUAAACUGCUGUGUAGCUGGAUCGUUGAUGCGACCAAUAGGGCCCCCGCCAAGCAGCGUGGGGAAAGAGAAGUCUAAACAGUCCUUUCCGGAAGCUGGAAAAUCUGAUGCACAUACAGAUCUAAUUGCAGGAAACCCCAAAGUAGAGAAACCAUCAGUCUUCCAAAAAAUUAAUAAAUUCCUGGACUUUUCCUUAUUCAAGCACAGAGGUUUUUUGCUGUACCUCUCUGGAAAUGUACUUAUGUUUUUUGGACUGUUUGCUCCUUUGGUCUUUCUUAGUAACUAUGGCAAGAGUCAACAUUUCCCUAGUGAGAAGGCUGCCUUCCUUCUUUCCAUUCUGGCUUUUGUUGACAUGGUAGCCAGACCUUCUAUGGGACUUUUAGCCAACACAAAGUGGGUAAGACCUCGAAUUCAGUACUACUUUGCUGCUUCUUGUGUUGCAAAUGGAGUGUGUCAUAUGCUAGUACCUUUCUCCACCACCUACGUUCAGUUCUGUGUCUAUGCUGGAUUCUUUGGAUUUGCAUUUGGAUGGCUCAGCUCAGUAUUGUUUGAAACACUGAUGGACCUUGUUGGAGCUCAGAGGUUCUCCAGCGCCGUGGGGUUGGUGACCAUUGUGGAAUGCUGUCCUGUCCUCCUGGGACCACCGGUUUUAGGUUAUCUCAAUGAUAAGUUUGGAAACUACAAGUACACCUACUGGGCAUGUGGCAUCAUCCUUAUUGUCGCGGGCAUUUAUCUCUUCAUUUGCAUGGGCAUCAAUUAUCGGCUUCUGGCAAAAGAACAGGAAGCAGAGAAGCAAAAAGAGGAGAAUAAAGAGGAGGAGAUCAGUAUAGAUAUUGUUGACAAACCAAAAGAAGUGAUUGAUGCAGCAGAAUCGCAAGAGCUGAAAAUCACAGAAGGAAGCCCCAAAGAAGAGGAGAAUCAAAUCUGAGCCAGGGGGCCAAAAAGUAAAUGGAGCAGCUUGUGACCCAAGAUAUCUAAAAUAUUCUGCAAGCCUGUAAUCCACCAUUGGUGCUCAAUGCAAAUGUGGACAUUUGUGUGGACAUCAUGGCAAGUGUUCAUUGAUGGGAUUUUUGUUUCACUCCUUCCCAGCAGCCUGAAUUAAACAUGACAUGUCCUUUUAGGGAGGGAAUGGUUGGCAAAGAAUGAGGGAAGGAAGUCUUUUUUUCUUUUCUUUUCUUUUCUUUUUUUUUUUUUUUUGGUUAAUUUUAGCUUUUAACAGUGUCAUGAAGAUUAUAAUAUGUGCCUUAAGUUUAGUCUUUAGAACUCUUUAGGGGAGCCUUAAUUUUUUAAACCAUUCUACUGAAUUCAUCUAUGUUAAGUGUUACAUUAAAAGGAAAGCUAACUUAUUUUGAGGCAAAUCUAAAAUUUAAAAUAAAUCUUGCUUCAUUGUUAUUUGUAAUAUAUUGUCAGGCAUUGUCACUGGAAGAUUUCUGAGCAGAAAUACUGGUUGAAAAUUGGGGGUUAUAAGACCCCACUAAAAGAUCUCUUUGCAUCAUCAAUAGUUGCCUGGCAUAUGGGCCUGCUAGCUAUGUAUUUAGGAAAUUUAAAUCAUAAAACUUUGGAAACUUCUUGGCCAUCCUAGACAUAUUGUACUUAUCAGCACAUCUCCAGUAUCUUUUCAUGGGAUGCUUAUUAGAAGCCAAGUGCUUGAGAAUUGAUAUCAUUAAAUUACUAAAUUACUGUUUUUGCUCCCCUUUUCAAAGAAACAUCUUAGAUGAUUAUAGAUCACUUAGUAUUAUUUUUUCACUGUUAAAGUUUGUAUUAAAAUGUACCAAACUAUAUAUUUGUGCCUCCUUAGAAAAUACAACAUAUCUAAUUAAAUGUAGACAGCUAUUUCAAAUAGCAGCUGGAGUCACCUAAGGUUUUUCCAAAUCCUCAGUAAAGCUAUGAGAGUUGGAACUUAUUGUUUGUUCUUCCUAGAAUUUUGCCCUUCGAUUUAUGAUGUUUCUCUUUAUUUCUGCAUCUAUCUUAGAGCUGAGAGUAUUGUGUGUGUGUGUGUGUGUGUGUGUGUGUGUGUGUGUGUGUGUGUGUUUUCCCCAAUGUUUGCUAAAGAGGGAUAUGACCAAUGAGGAUAAGAUUAGGAGGGAAGUUGCUAAGUAUGCUUAAUUUUAAUAAAUUUUUAUUUUUUCUGAGGCCUUAAAGAAGUUAGAAUUAUGGACAUAUCCUUACUCUCCAGAGUUACCUAAAAUUUUUGUGACCCUUUUCAAUUACUAAAAAGUAAAGAGAUGGAUUCUGUUAAGGAUAGGAGGGAGGAUGGACUAGAAUGAAAACUGUAAAUUUUUUUAACUAAUAUCUUUUAAUUGAAGCAGGAAGAUAAUGGUAAGACAUUGAAUGAACUAUAUAUAGUCAAUACAUUUUAAAAUAUUGUAAUUGACCUAACGAAAGUGUAGAUAGGUACAAAACCUUGUGUAAGAGGCUGACUUUUUUAAAUAAACAUUUUUUUAGAAAUGUUUCUUCAAAUGUUUAUUUUCUUGAGGAAAACAUUUGUGUCUUUAGUUUUCAUUAUCGAGUUUCAGUUUGUCCCUUGCUGAUAUGAAAUAAUUCAGCUUUUUGUGCUCUGGGAUUUGUUUAUAUACUUAUUUUAUUUUGAUUUUCUUCCAUUCUUCCUUAAGACAAACAGGAGAGGAAUUUUGAAACCACCUCUCUAAAAGUGUUAGAUACACCUCCAUGAAAGGGAGGUGCCAUUUUCCUUGCCCCCACUUACAUGCUGCUGCCCAAGGCUACAAGUCCCAUUAUGCCAUCAACUGGACUUCCUGAGUGGGGCAGCUACUGGUAACUAGGGGCAGAGCUGAGCAGCCAUGUUUGCCUCAUAAAAAGGAGGCAGGUGGGCCCAUCUCUCUUGUUUCUGCAGCCUGACUUGCAGCCUGGUACUACUGGGAAGGAGACUUGCAGGAGAGGCAUGGGGACCUGGAAGAUAUCUGUGGGUGAGACACAUGAGGGAGGCUGUUCUUGGCAGAGACAAUGGCAGCCAUUGUCUUGAUAUAUCUCCUGUCCCCACCUCUCUGGGACCUGCUUAACUAACCGCUUUCUUGUGAGAAGCCACAAGAAAGUACCUUAGACUCGUGACAGAAUUUCAGGCCUUGUCUGCCCUGUUUCAAGCCAACCCUCUAUGACUGGGCAUUUGCCCAUAUGAGGAUGGGUAAUUUGGGAAUUUUACUGGGAAACUAUCAUUAGAAGUGUCCUCUCUUUUCUCCCUUCUGUGCCUGUUAAUUCUAUUAAAUAUCUUUCACACUAAGAGUCUGCUUUUGCCUUUAUGCA